AAUAUUUUGCCUCGUUAAAGUAAAAAUCAUUUAAAAUAUGUCAGAAGUUGACUUAAUUAUUUUUCGCAGUAUUCGCGAGACUGUUACACUGUUCACAACGCACUUGUUAUUACAGCAUUUAUCGUUAUUGAACAUUUUUUAAAAAUAAUAAUUAGUAAAUAAAGAAAAAAGAAUGAAAAAAUUAAAAUUAACUUUAUUUUCCAUUAUUAUUGUAUUCUGUGAAUUGAUAACAAUAUUUGCCCACGAUUACAAUGAAGUUUUAAUCCCUCUUGGAAAAAUUAAGGGCUCUUUUAUGAAAACACGUUUGGGGGAAAAAUUUCAUUCAUUUCGCGGCAUCAGAUAUGCAGAGCCUCCCAUUGGUGAAAAUCGAUUCCAGCCGCCAGUGUCAGUGAAAAAUUGGGAAGGUAUUUUUGAUGCUUCGAAAGAAGGUCCUUCGUGUCCUCAACCAAAUGCUCGAUUAAUGUCGGAAGAUUGUCUUCGCUUAAAUAUUUAUACAAAACAGUUACCAACGAAGGAAAAUCUUACAAGAAGACCUGUUGUUGUUUAUUUCCAUCCUGGUGGUUUUUAUGUUCGAUCAGGUCAAAGUUAUCAGUAUGGACCACAAUAUUUAAUGGAUAAAAAUAUUGUUUUGGUCACUGUUAAUUAUCGACUUGCUUCUUUGGGUUUUAUGAGCACUGGUGACUCACAUUUGCCAGGAAAUCUUGGCCUCAAAGAUCAAGUGGAAGCUCUUCGUUGGAUAAAAAAUAAUGUCGAUUAUUUUGGCGGCGAUGCAAAUUGCGUGACAAUAACUGGUCAAAGUGCAGGUGCACGAAGUGUGACACUUCAUUUGGUGUCACCAAUGUCAAAGGGUCUCUUCCACCGAGUUAUUGCAUUGAGUGGUUCAGGUGUUAAUCCCGAACCACUUCCCAAUCAUCAACGACAUUUGGCAAAGAAACAGGCUCAAAUUUUGAACUGUCCCAGUGAUAAUAAUGUAAAAGCAAUGAUCGACUGUCUGAGAAAUAAAACUCACGAGGAAUUUGGAAAUUCGAUAAAAAAGUUUGCAGAAUGGUAUGGAGACCCAAUCAUAAUAUGGAGACCAGUAGUUGAACCAGAAAUUCCGGGAGUAGAAAGAUUCCUCACUGAUCAGCCAGCAAAUUUAUUGAGAAAAGGACAAUUUCAUCAUGUGCCGGUAAUUGCUGGCGUCACAAAAGAUGAAUUCUCUGGAAUUAUAAAAGGAAACAUUGAAAGGGCAAGAAAUGGAAAUUUCACGACAAUCAAUGAACGAAAUGAUAAUUGGGAAUUAAUCGCACCGAUCAGUUUUUCUUAUGAACGUAACACUUCAAGAUCAAAGUGUAUCAGCAAGGAACUGUGGAAGUUUUACUUGAAUGAUUCGCCAAUUAGUUUAGACAACAUUAUCGGACUUGGACAAAUUUAUGCCGAUUCAAUAACAAUAAAUUCAGUGCAUCGUUUCGUCAAUUUAUUGGCAGCCACUUCCACACAACCAGUUUAUUAUUACAAAUUUACUUAUCAGGGACGUUACAGUCACACUAUUUGGAACGACUCCAAGAAACCAUUUGGCGUCGUUCACGAAGACGAUCUAAUUUAUCUUUUCUUCCUGGAAAAUAAUUUUCCAAUGUUUAAUGAAACCGAUCCGGAAAUACGAACAAUUGAGCGAAUGACUUCAAUUUGGGAGAAUUUCGCCAAAACUGGAAAUCCCAUUCCUAAGGACAAUGCAUUAUUUGAAAAUGUAAUCUGGCAACGAUUUAUUCCAUCAAAUAAAUGUUAUCUCGACAUUGGCAACGAGCUUGUAAUGAAAAAUGGAAAUAUUUAUCCUGAAAGAAUGCAAUUAUGGGAUAAAUUGUUCCCUCUCACUAUCUUAGAUAAAUUUCCGAAUAUGACGCUUUUCAAUUAUUUAUUUUUUUACCUCUUCAUAAGUGUGUGUUAUGUGAAUUUUUCUGCUGCAAAGGACAAAACAUUGGUCUCGAUAUCACUUGGAAAAAUUCGGGGAUCAUUUAUUCAGUCUCGAUUGGGUAAAGAAAUUUAUUCAUAUCGAGGUAUAAGGUAUGCGGAAGCACCUGUUGGUGAAUUACGAUUUCAGCAAGCUGUGCCAAUUAAGGCUUGGGACAAUAUUUUAGAUGCUUCUGAAGAGGGUCCAGCGUGUCCUCAAUUUAGAGACAAUUCUACCUCUGAAGAUUGUCUUCGUCUAAACGUUUACACAACAGAGUUAACUACAGGAAGUAAAAAUGUAUCCAAGCCAGUUAUUGUUUUCUUUCAUCCCGGUGGAUUUUACUUUAGAUCUGCACAAAGUACUUAUCAUGGACCACAAUAUCUUUUAGACAAGGAUCUUGUUCUAGUUACUGUCAAUUAUCGCCUUGCUUCUUUAGGAUUUAUAAGCGCUGCACAUCCACUACUUCCGGGCAAUAAUGGUCUCAAGGAUCAAGUGGUGGCCCUAAAAUGGGUGAAGGAGCACAUUUCGAAAUUUGGCGGAAAUCCAAAUUGUGUGACGAUUGCGGGACAGAGCGCAGGUUCGUGGAGUGUUGCAUUGCACAUGAUGUCACCAAUGUCAAAGGGUCUCUUUCACAGGGUGAUUUCAAUGAGUGGUUCACCCGUCAAACCGGAACCACUUCCGAGUCAUCAAAAACAUCUCGCCAAGAAACAGGCUCAAAUUUUAAAUUGUCCCACUGAUCCAAUUGAGGCGAUGGUCGAAUGUCUCAAAACAAAACCUGCCGAGGAAUUUGGCAAAUCUUUUCCUAAAUUUAACGAAUGGUACGGUGAUCCGAUUUUAAGAUGGAGACCAGUAGUGGAGCCAAAAUUUCCCGGAGUCGAAAGAUUUCUUACUGAUGAUCCGCAGAAUUUGAUUCGAAGGGGAAAAUUCGAGCACGUUCCAUUUUUUGGUGGUGUUACGAAAGAUGAAUUUGCCGGUGUUAUCAAGGGAACGAUUGAACGUGCCAGACAAGGAAAUACUUCGACAAUCGAUGAGAGAAAUGCCAAUUGGGAUGAAAUAUCACCCAUUAGUUUUCUAUAUCAACGUGGUACACCGAGAUCAAAAUACAUCAGUCACGAAUUGAAGAAAUUUUAUCUCGACGAUCAACCCGUCAGUCUUGACAAUAUUCUCGACCUGGGAAAAAUUUAUGCCGAUGCUGUGACUAUAUUUUCGCAACAUCGUCUAGUAACUUUAUUGGCAGCGGCGAACAAAAAACCAACAUAUUAUUAUAAACUUACUUAUCAGGGUCGAUACAGUCAUGUGACGUGGGUCGACACUAAAAAACCUUUUGGUGUUGUUCAUCAUGACGAGUUAAUUUAUCUUUUUGGCAUUGCACAAUUUCCAGCAAUUAAAGAAGGUGAUCCGGAAUUGGCAACUGUUGAAAAACUGACAGCAAUUUGGGAAAAUUUUGCAAAAACUGGUGAACCAAUUCCCAAGGAAAAUCAUUUGUUCGGCAAUGUCUCUUGGAAUCCAAUUACUCCAAGUCGUCCUUGCUAUUUAGAAAUGAAUAGUGAAUUUGUCAUGAGGGAUGGAAUUAUUUAUCCUGAACGAAUGAAUUUUUGGGAGAAACUUUUCCCCCUUCGACCACUUUCAGUCAAAGGGUGAAAUUAAUUUUUUGAACUGCAGGAAAGUAAUAAGUGAAAAAUAUGGGGCAGAAGUAGAAUUGAGAGGAAGAAAAGGAGGAAAAAAUAAAAAAAAGAGCAAUAAAGAACAAAAAAAAAUAAAGAAAGAAAAAA
Molecule: messenger RNA, 3699 nt
Organism: Leptopilina heterotoma
Lineage: Eukaryota; Metazoa; Arthropoda; Insecta; Hymenoptera; Figitidae
Exons: 16
Coding region: 173-3568 (1131 amino acids)
Source: RefSeq, a predicted model, not a curated record